Messenger RNA from Schizosaccharomyces osmophilus, 1686 nucleotides. RefSeq names its product malic enzyme, malate dehydrogenase (oxaloacetate decarboxylating), Mae2 (gene mae2). Gene Ontology annotation, biological process: pyruvate metabolic process; malate metabolic process. Gene Ontology annotation, cellular component: mitochondrion. The record is from RefSeq and is a predicted model, not a curated record. The transcript has a single exon. Bases 1 to 1686 code for a protein of 561 amino acids. Gene Ontology annotation, molecular function: NAD binding; malate dehydrogenase (decarboxylating) (NAD+) activity. NCBI's taxonomy places the organism in Eukaryota, Fungi, Ascomycota, Schizosaccharomycetes, Schizosaccharomycetales, Schizosaccharomycetaceae.
AUGUCGGAAACCGAAAUCAAGUGCUCUUUGAAGGGUGAAGCUUUGUUGGCAAAUGCCCGCUUGAAUAAGGGCACAGCUUUUACGGAAGAAGAACGUAUCAAGUAUGAACUUACCUCUCGUCUGCCCCCUGUUGUGGAAACCUUGCAACAACAGAUUGACAGAGCCUAUGAGCAAUACAAAUCAUACGGUGAGAGAGUUUUGGAGAAAAACUUUUAUUUGUCGCAAUUAAGUAUCCAAAACCAGACCUUGUUUUAUGCUUUGCUUAGCCAACAUUUAGUCGAAAUGAUCCCCAUUAUUUAUACACCAACGGAGGGAGAUGCUAUUAUGCAAUACUCAGACGUAUACCGUUAUCCCGAGGGAUGCUUUUUGGAUAUUGAGCACAAGGAUCCUCAAUACAUUAAGCACCAGCUUGGUGCCUUUGGAACAAAAGAUUCCGUCAAGUACAUCAUCCUCACCGACUCCGAAGGUAUCUUGGGUAUCGGUGAUCAAGGUGUUGGUGGUGUCUUAAUUUCCGUUGCCAAAGGUCAUUUAAUGACUUUGUGUGCCGGUCUUGAUCCCAACAGCUUUUUACCAAUUGUUUUGGAUGUAGGUACUAACAACCCAAAGCAUCGUUCCAAUCCUCAAUACAUGGGUCUUAAAAGGGACCGUGUACAUGGUGAAGAAUAUGACCAAUAUUUGAGCACCGUUCUCGGCUCCAUAAAAGAGGUCUUUCCCCAUGCCUUCAUUCACUUUGAAGAUUUUGGUUUGAAAAAUGCUAAGCGCAUAUUGGACAAGUACACCAAAGAGUUUGCUUGCUUCAACGAUGACAUUCAAGGUACCGGUGCCGUCGCCUUGGCUGCCAUUGUAGCCGCUCUCCAAGUUACAAAAUCACCUUUGACCGAACAGCGCAUCAUGAUAUUCGGUGCCGGUACCGCUGGUAUCGGUAUUUCCAACCAAAUCAUCAGUGCCUUGGUUGGGGAUGGCCUUUCCAAGCAACAAGCGUUCGAUCGUAUUUACUUGGUUGAUCGCUAUGGUUUAUUGCUCGAAAAGCAUGCUAAUGUUGCCACGGAAGGUCAAAAGCCUUUCUUGAAGAAAAACGACGGUUUCCAAGAUAUUAAGGAUGAUGUUGAUUUAGAGACUGCCAUUUCUCGUGUGAAGCCUACUGUCUUGUUGGGUUGUUCUGGUCAAGCUGGUAAAUUUACCGAAAAAGCUAUGCGCGAAAUGGCUAAACAUGUUGAACAACCCAUUAUUUUCCCCAUCUCGAAUCCUACCAAGCUAAUGGAAGCCAAACCCGAUCAGAUUGAUGAGUGGACAAAUGGAAAAGCACUCCUUGUUACCGGAUCACCUCUUCCCCCUAUCCAGCGUAACGGCAAGGAAUACAUUGUUUCCCAAUGCAACAAUGCUCUUCUUUAUCCUGCCUUGGGAGUGGGCUGUGUGCUUUCCGGCUGCAAAUUUUUGACCGAUAGUAUGAUGAAGGCAGCUUCUGACGCCUUGGCAACCGUCCCAAAGGAUUUGUUCAAGUCGGAAGAAGCUCUUUUGCCGGAUUUGCAGAACGCUCGUGAAAUUUCCCGUCACAUUACGCUAGCUGUUUUGAAGCAAGCCAGAAAAGAAAACUUGAGUACCACUGAGUACCCCACCGAUGACAAGGAAUUAAGUGAAUGGAUUUUGAAGCACGAGUGGAAUCCUACUUACAAAAAGUUCGUAUAA